AUGGGUACUAUACUGUCUUCUCCUACUCAAGCAGAGCCUCCAAAUCAAUUGAAAAUUACUGAUCUUGCUGAAGUACUUGAUUUACUCAGCAGACAUGGUUACUCUGGAAUCAGCUUUUAUAAUCUUGGUCUUUAUCUUGGUCUAUCCCCUGCUACACUGGAUGUUAUUACAAGGAAUAGCAGAGAUGACGUUUUAGUGUGUCUGCGUGAGUGUCUUAAAGCGUGGCUAAAAAAAUCUGAUGAUGUAGUGAAGAAAGGUGGUCCAACAGUCUUUUCAUUGGUAUCAGCAUUGAGAAAGCUAGAAGAGAAUGUAGCAGCUGAAGGAAUAUUGGUCAUGGAAAAGCAUCCUGCUUGUAAAAUUCUUGCUCAUACCUCAAACCAAUCUCUUGUGUCUGCAUUACCUCAGAUGGCUCCAUUGUUGCAUUCAGAGAUGCAUAUAAAUGAGACUGUGUGUGUUAAAAAGGAAGAGAAUAUGCUUUUGAUUGAAAUUGUGAAAGCUGUUUGCAUUGAUUCUAAUAAGCUGAAGGUGUUUGCUGGAAUAUUACAGCAGUAUUCAGCCACAAUACAGAUAGGAAACACUAUCAUGAGAGAAUUCAGAAAAGUUUAUUAUUGUAGUGAAAGCAAACCAGAUGACAAUGCUAAACAAGAUGAAAUUUAUCUUCCACCAUUCAUAACCUCAAAGUUUAAAUCGAUGCGAGUGAAGCUUUCUUUCACAUUUGAUAAAGCUGAAUUGAUCAUAGAAGCAUGUCCUCCUUCAACACUUGACAAAAUAAAAAAUGCAUUGAGGUAUUACAGUGAAGAUUUAAAGCCUCAAGUAGCUCAGUGCCAAAGCAUUCAUGACAUUUUAGAUUUGGUUAGAAGAAAUUGUUCACUAGAUGACAUAGAAAUGCUGAAGGCUAUUGUUAAUGAGCUCAAUAUAGAUGAGGCUAAGGUAGUCGUUCAGGAAUAUAGUGAGGCUAUAGAAGAGUUUAGUAAAACUGAACUUAGUAAAUGCCUGAAUGAAAAGUUUUCAUAUGCUUCCCCACUUCAAUGUGAAAGGAUUACCAUUGUCGUUGAUCAAAAUACCGACGACUGUACGUUGAAUGAUGUCAGGAGAUUAUCAGCUAAUACCUUUCACAAAUUAUCACCACAAAAUAGCAGACACAUCAAGUUGAAUGUCAUUAGAGAUGGUGAUUCCUUUACAAUCACUUGUUCCUUCCCUUUGAUUUUAUCUGAGCAGUUAAUUACAGCUGCUCUUAAUAAUAUUGAUGUAUUGAAAGAAAACAAAGUGAAGAGAUUAACCAUUGGAUACUGCACUGUGUAUGAGGUAAAGGACACCUCCAGUCCUGCUACAACAGAAAUAGAUGAAUGCACCUCAUCAUUAUCAACUAGUAGUGGUUUAAUGAAACAAUUGAUGCUGUCAUUGAGUGUACAACUGAUUAAUAGUACAGAGGAGGUUACUACUUUAAAUGAGGAAAGUAUGACAAUGAAGAAAGAAGCAGAGUCAUUGAAGGAAACACAAGACACUAAACAUAAGAUGCUGACUGCCAGUAUAGCAGAGAGUGAGAGGUUUAAAAAAAUAGCAGCUGAUACUAGUCAGUUACUAAAAGAAAAAAUAUCACUACUAACAGAACGUGAAGAAGAGAAUGAGAAUUUGAAAGAAAUAAAAGAAAUUUUAGAAGAGCAGCUUGCUUUAUUUCAAUCAGAGAAAGACGAAAUCAAACAGUCAGAAAGUGGGUCAAUUGUAGAUCUAGGCACAAUUGAAAAGCAUGAUAGAGCAUCUCAUCAGGAAGAGAAUGAGGCAAUACAAUGGAGAAUGGCAUUUGAAAUUGAAAGUUUAAAAGGAGAAUUAAAACAAAAAAAUGAUAAAAUCGAUGAAGUACAAGGUCAGUCCAUUGACUAG
Molecule: messenger RNA, 1881 nt
Organism: Amphimedon queenslandica
Lineage: Eukaryota; Metazoa; Porifera; Demospongiae; Haplosclerida; Niphatidae
Exons: 11
Coding region: 1-1881 (626 amino acids)
Source: RefSeq, a predicted model, not a curated record